Caenorhabditis elegans is the source of this 1289-nucleotide messenger RNA. The record is from the annotation of a RefSeq genome assembly. NCBI's taxonomy places the organism in Eukaryota, Metazoa, Nematoda, Chromadorea, Rhabditida, Rhabditidae.
AUGACGGUUCUGCCUAUAAGUUAUUCGAUAUUUACAAUUGUUGGAUUAAUUGCGGCUGCAACAACAGCUUAUGUCAAUUUAUACAUUUUGAAAACAUACACACUGUGAGACGUUUCUGAGUGAAUACUAACUAUACACUAAUUUUAGUAAAACUUGGAAGAAGAUCGAAUAUCAACUAAUUUCAGUUUGAGUUGUUUUCGAUGUCAUUGGUGGUAGUAGUAGUAAGUAGUAAUAUUGCCAAUUGAUUUUUGAAUAAAAAAAAUCCAGCUACCAUAUUUCAUCUCAGCUCUAUAUUUGCUUCAUUGUAUUCUGAAAUUAUUCCUUUUGAAGUAUCAUUUUUGAUAGCACUUUUUUCUAACACAUUCGCAGAAAUGAGAAGUUUCCUCGCGGCAAUCAUUUCAAUAGAGAGAACAAUGGCCACAUGUGCUCCUAUUAGUUUUUACGUUUAUCGAAAAAGACUCUCCAAUAUUCUCAUUUUUCUAUUUGUGUUGUUUAAUGGUGUAUUUUUCAAUUUUGUUAUAUUUGGAUUUUGCGGGCUUCGACUACCUCUUGAGCCAGGAUGCACAAGUUUCAAUUGUGCAUUACCACAGUGCAGUCGGGUAUCAAAAACUGAUUUUUCUUAAAAACUAUAUUCAUUUGAAAAACCCCAGAUGAAUUUACUUUGUAAAUUUGCUAGCAAUUUGCUUGCUAGAAGUUACUACACGUCCUAAAGUUUCACGAAGUCCCCAGAACUUUCUAAACUUUUCCAGGAAGUUUCAAAAUCCUUCCAAAAAUUUCUGGAAUUUUUCAGAAUUAACAGAAACCUCUCACAUAUUAUUCGAAUUUUAUAGAAGAUCCUCAAACAUUCCAGAACUUUGUAGCAGCUCACAGAAACUUCACAUUGCAAUUUUGAAGCAAAAAUACAAUUUUUCAGUAUUUCCUAGCUACUUCGAGGAUCAUCAUGUGUUUAGUUAUUGUAUGUUUCUCUAUGAUCCUUUGUUUCAAAUUGUGUUGGCUAUCUAUUAAAAAACGAAAAGAAGCCAAAGAUCUUCGCAGAGGCAACUUAAUGUCUUUGACGGAGGGUUUAUCAACACUGAUUUUCGAUAUGAUGCCAUCUCUAAUGUUCCAAUUUGGAUUUGUUGAAGUUAAAGUGAUUUAUUUCAGAGCACACACAACUUUCAAUAAAUUUUUAAUUUCAGAAUUGCGGUCCAGUAAUAGGUGCAAUCCUUCCGAUUGGUAGAUUGGUGGAAGCAUUAAUGAUGGUGAAGUUGAUGAAAAAUGUUACGUACGUGCAGCCGACACAGUUCUGA